Molecule: messenger RNA, 3768 nt
Organism: Carcharodon carcharias (great white shark)
Lineage: Eukaryota; Metazoa; Chordata; Chondrichthyes; Lamniformes; Lamnidae
Gene: cfap70
Product: cilia and flagella associated protein 70
Exons: 29
Coding region: 219-3560 (1113 amino acids)
Biological process (GO): cilium movement; cilium assembly
Cellular component (GO): extracellular exosome; motile cilium
Molecular function (GO): protein binding
Source: RefSeq, a predicted model, not a curated record
AGGCAACAGGCCCGGAACCACGGACACGGACGGGGAAUAAUUUGUUGUGAUGACUGGAGACUCGUAAACGUUUGUUAUGAAGAUACAAACCAUCAACCAGACAGGGAAAGGCCUCAAGGAAGAGCUGCGUAAUUGUAGUAACAUUAACAUAGUGUGGUGGAGAAAACAGUUUCUGCAUUACCGUAAAAUAAUUCUCUGAUAUACUGGAGUAGUUGGGUAUGCACAUGGAGAACCCUGAGGUUGAAUUCAGAGCACGCAACGCAGUGCCUGUGCACAUCACAGUGCUGAAGGCCAGGAACUUGAAAGGGAGUAAAGGAGAUAAUCCAGUGACCUAUGUCCGUGUGGAGUAUAAUAACUUCCAACUUGGAGACUCAGGGAAAUUGCAGAUGACAGAAAAUGAAAUAGAGUACAACUUCACAACCAGUUUUGACUGCACAUUGGAUGGGAUUCAAGGAUUGGACAACCUGGUGCAUAAACCUGUAAUUUUGACAGUAAUUGAGCUUUUGCCUAAAGAGAAGAAAAAAAAAGAUGAGAAGAUUAUUGUACUAGGCCAAGCCACGGUGGACUUGUUGCCUCUGGCUCAAGGAGAAUGUACAUUCACAAAGACCUUGACACUCUACCCUUUAGGAAAUCCUUUGGAGCAAAAUAUUACUGAGGAAACAAAGUGUCUGGUGGAUAUUGCUGUGUCUGUCCCAGAACCCUUGCUUUCUGAAGCCCAGUUAGAAGAGUCCAAUCUCCUCAGGAUCACAACAGAGUGUGCCUACUCAGUACCUGAGAGCUGGGCCCUGGCUGCGCCACAAUUUAACUAUGUAGUUUCUCUGUUUCUACCAACAUCCAUUUCAAAGGAACUUCGUGUGUUGUUUACUAAUGGGAUUUUAAAAGCAGACAAAGAGCCCAGUAUCAGACCAAAGAGGUGGCCAGUAAGCAACAUCAUUACAAUCGGAGCACAGAAUAUUCCAGAUUCCUUCAUAGAGCGUUGUCCUUAUGAAGAUGAGGAUGGGGAACUAAAUCAUAAAGAGGACUGGGCAUUUAGAAGAGAGGCAGAAAAUGAGAAGAAGCAUGUGAUGUGGAACAUAGAGAGACGCUGUUUUAUGGAGCCUGAGGCUUUGAGGAGACUGCAGAAGCACAUAGCUGAGUUCAUGUACAUCCCUGUGGAGAUCAAGCGUCUACCAUUAGCCCCUCCAGCCAAGGCAGGAGGAAGGAGCAGCAAAUUGGAGAAGACAGAGGAAGAAGGACCUAUCUCGUUCCACGGAGUAGCAUAUGUAAAUAUGGCUCCUUUGUUGUAUCCAGGUGUAAAGCGGAUUCGAGGCGCAUAUGCAAUACACCCUUUCAAUGAGCACGAAAUAAUUGAAAAGACAAAACGUAAGAACCGGGAAGCUACUGGUGUUGCAGGAGGAUUGAAGGGUCCGCCUUCACAUUCUAAAAAUGCCCCUAAUAAGGUUAAGGAUGAUAAAGGGCCAAAAGAAGUAUAUAAGAAGAACUCAUUAAAUUUGAAGUCAAUUCUCCAGGAUCAUUUGUUCGAUUCAGAAGUGGCAAAUGUACUUAAUGUGGAAGGAGAGCAAUACAUAGAAGCAAGGUCAUACAUUGUUCUGGAGUUUACUCUGGAAAAACCUUUGGUGCAAAAGCGACUCCGUGAGGAACUGGCUAAAAGGAUUGCGGAGAUGAUUCCUCCUCAGCCACGAUUCCCUCGUAGAACAAGUGGAGCAGAUAAGGCUGUUGCAGACUACCACAACCAGAUAAUCAAUGUGGCUAAAAUCAUCAUGGACGAAUAUCAGGAGAUGUUUGGACAGAAACUAGCUGAAGGAAAACUCUCGCAGGAAUUACAGGAUCAGGAAGAGCGCAAACAUAAACUUAUAUUUGAGCUCAACGCCUCAGGAAAAUACUUUGCCUUCAAGGAACAGCUUAAGCAUGCGGUUGUGAAAAUUGUGCGAGAGAAGUACUUGCAGACGGUGGCCUUUGAGAAUAGAGAACAGCUUCAGACAUUCCUUAAUGAAUUAUAUAUUUACUUGGUGGAUCAGAUGCACUGUUGCCUGCAUAAGAUGUUGCAUGUGGACCCUCCAGAUCCUAUUCCAGAAUCAGUUCUUGGCUCUGCACAGUUAAAACACUUUGCUAAAGAAGCUGAAAUGAACAAGGACUUUGAACUAGCAAAUAAAUACUACCAAGAGAGAUUAGCACGUGAUAGGAGCAUUGCUGAACACUGGUUUGACUAUGGUACUUUCCACCUCCUGUUAAAUGACCAUGCCAAAGCAGAGGAGUGCUUCCGUGAGGCUGUUGCUGUAAACCAGGAGCAUGUAUACAGCCUUAUUCUCUGUGGUAUCCUGGCAUGCAUGAAUGAACACUAUGAAGAUGCUGACAAUUUCUUUGAGAGUGCCAGGAGCUUUGAACCGAGUAGCGUGUUAGCUUGGACGAUCCAGGGGCUGUUCUAUGAAAGUCAAGAUCGUACAAUUCUGUCCGAAAUGGCCUUCGCCGAGGCAAGAAAGCUUCAAACGGCAGCGGAGACACUGAAAAAGUCUCUGGAUGAAGUGAUCAUUGACCGGGCGAAGGUAACCGAGGUUCCAGAAGCUGAACCUGAGAACGAUAAAAAAGAUCAGCCAGCUGCAACAGAUGAAACUGAACCUGCGGUCCAAGAAACCCCUAGCUCACAGUCUGUUACAAGCCCAGGUGGAACGACUACAGAUAUGGUUCCGAAAGUCGCAUCUAAUUUCAUCAGUAAAAAAAGGAUAUCUUCCAUUAAAGACCCAGCAAAGGUCACUGAUGUCCUUGAGACUAUUGUAACAACUACGCAACAGGAUGAGCCAGCACCCGUUGUACCCCUUCCUGUUAAUGAGCCCCCACCAAGAGAGACCAUUCCUGUAUGUACAAAAAGUAUCUACAUGGAAGCAGCAAAGUUUCUAUUGGAGGUUAAUGCUCUACAGUUUGCAACAAGAGCCAUGGCACAUGAGAUGCUUUCCAAUGAAAAUGGUCUAAACUGUGAGUAUCAUGUGGUUCUGGCUCAACUUUACAUACUUCAGGAGGAGUUUGGAAAAGCAGAGGAAUCUCUUGCAGAAGCAGGACGAAUUGACCAUCAAAAUCCAGAUCUAUGGGCUUUGCUGGGACAUCUAAGCUACAUGAAAGAAAACUACACCAAGGCUAAGGAAUAUUAUGAACGUGCCUUGUGUUAUGUAAAUGAUGCACUUGAUAUGCACACCAUCUGCUUGAGACUGGGCUCCAUCUAUCUGCAGGAAGAAAAGCUUCAAUCAAAUAAAUUAGCCAAAUCUACCUACCUGUUUGCCUCCCAGAGAGCACCAUCCUGCUUGUCCUGGCUAGGAGUUGGCAUUGCCUGCUAUAGGCUUAAUGAACUGACAAAUGCUGAAGAUGCACUCUGUGAAGCAAAUAUUCUGUGUAAUACAAACGCAGAGGUCUGGGGCUACCUCUCACUGGUGUGCUUAAAGACGGGGAGAAAACUAGAAGCAGAGCAAACCUAUAAAUACGCAGUAAAGUUAAACCUUCAAAAUAAACAGCUUCUUGAUGAGAUUCAUCAGCUGCAGAAAACACUUGGCUUUGGAAACCCUUCACUCUGAACCCAUUGUAAUCCAUCAGUUCUGACAUAAGCUCUGUGCUUCUUUAGACAGUCUACGUUUUUUUUCAUCUUGAUUACUUUAUCAUUACAGCUGUAAAAGGUGUGAUUUUUGGCUAAUAUAAAGCCUGCCUUAUAUACAAAUGCUAAAGUGUACCCAAGAUGUGAACGAUUCCAUGAUGUCACAAAAACAAUAAAAUGUAUUUUGAAAA